GUAGAACCACGUGAUCCGGGCCCGGCGCCGGAAGCUACCUAUCGGGUAGGGAGCUUCCCCUACACCUAGGGCUGCGAUGACGUCUGCACUGACCCAGGGGCUGGAGCGAAUCCCAGACCAGCUCGGUUACCUGGUGCUGAGCGAAGGGGCAGUGCUGGCGUCAUCCGGGGACCUUGAGAAUGAUGAGCAAGCAGCCAGCGCCAUCUCAGAACUGGUCAGCACUGCCUGUGGUUUCCGGCUGCAUCAUGGCAUGAAUGUCCCCUUCAAGCGCUUGUCUGUGGUCUUUGGAGAACACACGCUGCUGGUGACUGUGUCAGGACAGAGGGUGUUUGUGGUGAAGAGGCAGAACCGAGGCCGGGAGCCUAUUGACGUCUGAGCCUGCACAGGGCCAGGGCUAGAGAAGUGGACGGGGCGGGGACCGGCCAUGAGGAUGAAGGCACAUGAACUCCGUCCAUCUUCCUUGGCUUGCUGCAGAAACCGGGGCUUUGUGCCCCCCACUGCCCCAUCUGCACCUGAUGGGCAUAGCCUUGGAGAUUGCUGGUGAGGGAACCUGGGCAACAGAACCCCUUCUUCUCUUCUUCCUAAUAAAACACUUCUAUCUUCCAGG
Molecule: messenger RNA, 607 nt
Organism: Jaculus jaculus (lesser Egyptian jerboa)
Lineage: Eukaryota; Metazoa; Chordata; Mammalia; Rodentia; Dipodidae
Gene: Lamtor4
Product: late endosomal/lysosomal adaptor, MAPK and MTOR activator 4
Exons: 4
Coding region: 77-376 (99 amino acids)
Biological process (GO): cellular response to amino acid stimulus; positive regulation of TOR signaling
Cellular component (GO): lysosome; Ragulator complex
Molecular function (GO): guanyl-nucleotide exchange factor activity
Source: RefSeq, a predicted model, not a curated record